CUUCGGAGCAGCGAUGUUCACCUGCAGAGCGGCCUGGCAGAGGAGCGGCUCCGCGGCGCGGAGAGCGGCCUUCACGCUGCGGCGGGACGUGGUGCCGCGGCGGUCCAUGUCCUCGGUUCCAGGCGGCUCGGGGGAGAACAUUGUGUACUCGGUGCUGUGUGGGGGGGCUCUGGUUGGUGCUCUGUCCUAUGCUUACAGCACCGUGAACUCGGAUCACAACCGCUUCAACAGCCGCCUGGAGGAUAUCAGGUCCCGACCCAAGGCGGAGUGGGUCGCCAAACCUUGGCCCCCCAAGAGCAAAGAUGAAGACGAGGCGUGACACUCACACUUAGCUACACCCCCCACCCCUCACCCCCUCCCCUCUUCCCCUCCCUGUGGGCGUUUCCCUAAAGGACGCUGUCUUUGGUCUGACGUUCACUCAAACUCCUUGCUAAAGUUUGGACUCCAUCACUGGUCUGCAGUUCGUUUCUGUGAAACAUCUAAGUGGGGGGGCUCCCUCACCUGCUCCCCCAGGUGCCAUCUGUCUCCCCGGUUGUUUCACUCUUUCCCAGCUCCUAAUCUGUCUCUUGCUAACUAGAUGAGGAAGCCGGAGCCGGGGAAGAGAUGACGGCUGAGGUGGAGGCAGAAACCAUCGUGGAGGAGGUCGCCGAGGUGGUCGCUGAAGCGGCUGAGGAGGUGGCGGAGGCGGCGCAGGAGGUGGAGGCGGUCGCAGAGGAAGUUGCUCAGGUCGCCGAAGCCGUGGAGGAAGCGGCUCGGGCCGUCGCGGAGCCGCCUCACCCUGCCGAGGAGCCCGAGAGCAACGUGCUGGCAGCUGCCUCCACCCUAGAGGUCCUGAAGGUGUCAGAAGGGAGUGGUGAAUCUGCUCCUGCUGCCGAAGUCCUAAAAGAGGAGCCUUCACCUCCAGCUGAGGAACUACCACCUGAGGACAAAGCUCCACUUGAACCAGCAGAGGUUCUCUCUGCAGAAACAAGUGUUUCAUCAGAAAGUGUUGUACCAGAACCCAUAAUGGUUCCACCAGAAGAUGGCACUCCAACAGAUAGCACUCCAACAGAUGUCACUCCAACAGAUGUCACUCCAACAGAUGCCACACCAGAAGAUGUUGUACCAGAACCCAUAAAUGUUCCACCAGUAGAUGUUUCUCCAAAAGAUGUUGCACCAGAAGAUAUUGCACCAGAAUUUGCUGCACCAGAAGAGGUUACAGCUGCAAAUGUCGCACCAGAAGUUGCAACAGAAGAGGUUACAGCAGCCGAUGUUGCACCAGAAGUUGCUGCAACAGAAGAGGUUACAGCAGCCGAUGUUGCACCAGAAGUUGCUGCAACAGAAGAGGUUACAGCAGCAGAUGUUGCACCAGAAGCUGCUGCAACAGAAGAGGUUACAGCUGCACAUGUGGCACCAGAAGUUGCUGCAACAGAAGAGGUCACAGCAGCAGAUGUUGCACCAGAAGUUGUUGCAACAGAAGUUGCCUCACCAGAAGAGGUCACAGCAGCAGAUGUUGCACCAAAAGAGGUUACAGCUGCUGAUGUUGCACCAGAAGUUGCUGCAACAGAAGAGGUUACAGCUGCAGAUGUUGCACCAGAAGUUGCUGCAACAGAAGAGGUUACAGCUGCAGAUGUUGCACCAGAAGUUGCUGCAACAGAAGAGGUCACAGCAGCAGAUGUUGCACCAGAAGUUGUUGCAACAGAAGUUGCUGCAACAGAAGAGGUCACAGCAGCAGAUGUUGCACCAGAAGAGGUUACAGCUGCAGAAGCUGCUACAACACAAGAGGUUACAGCAGCAGAUGUUGCAACAGAAUUUGUUGCAACAGAAGAGGUUACAGCAGCAGAUGUUGCAACAGAAUUUGUUGCAACAGAAGAGGUUACAGCAGCAAAUGUUGCACCAGAGAAUAAUUUGGAAGAAGCUGCUGAAGAAACUCUGGCAGUAGUGGAGCAGGAAGUGGCAGUGGUGGAACAGGAAGUGGCCGUAGCGGAACAGGAAGUGCCAACAGCUUUGAUAGAGGAAAAAGUCUCCACUGCAGUUGUGGAAGAAGCUGGAACAGUUGCCUCCCCAGAACCCGUGCAGAGCCCAGGUGGCAGCAAGGAGUACAUUGUAGUUGUUCUGGAGGGAACACCAAAGGAAGAGAAAAGGCCCAAAGUGCUGGGGGUCGGACCCAUGACUGGACGGGUGAUUCCAGAUCCAGAGGAAGAGCGGACCCCCCCUUCUGAGCAUAGGAGACGUGUCCUUAAGGUGCAGAUGGAGUGAACAGUGAAAGAAGAGGACAUGCAUUUCCCUCCCCCUGCCCCCUCCGGAGGUCCUUCCAGUCUUCUGUGGUGAUGAAGAAGAUGAGCCUUCAUCGCAGUUUUCCUCCCUCUCGACUCUGUUCCUCCUCAAUGGAGCCCCUCGUCGCAGUGUUACCCUCUUUAAGUGGGGGGAGGGGGGGGGCGUUUCUUGCUGUGAAUCGCUUUUUAUUGUGAAAUCUUAAAGCUGCAGCUCCUCUGCUACCUCACCCACCACACCCCCCUCAGUGUUUACCUCAGCAGACCAGCUGAGUCUUUCAACUGUGAAGCUUUCUCUGGUGGUUCAGACGGACGUGGGAGUUUGAGUCUGAUCCUUCAGUGGUUCUGGUUCUGUCUUUGCCGCUCCUCACUUUCACAGAUUCGUGAAGAUAAAGCUGAAUGUAGAAAACCUCAGACACUUCACCUCCUGUUUAUGGAAAACCAGACUUCAGUAUUUUCUGUUGCUUUUCUGUUGCUUCUGAGCCAAAGAGGGCGUGUCUUCAGCGGCGUCGUGUCUCACUUUCUCUUCUGUUCAGUGUUUGCAGUCAGAUGAUCUUUAGGGAGCCAUCUCAGUGUUGGAGCUUGUGUGGGCGGUUCUGUCCCGUUUUGGUCAUAAACAGAUUUGUUUGCCUGUACCGGUGGGGGUAAGGGGGUGUCCCUCAUUCUUGUCGUGUGAAAUAAAAACUUUCAUCUGUGAAGA
Messenger RNA from Oryzias melastigma (Indian medaka), 2952 nucleotides. RefSeq lists its product as uncharacterized. Lineage: Eukaryota; Metazoa; Chordata; Actinopteri; Beloniformes; Adrianichthyidae. The coding region runs from base 604 to 2238 and encodes 544 amino acids. Gene Ontology annotation, biological process: anterograde axonal transport. The transcript is spliced from 9 exons. Gene Ontology annotation, cellular component: mitochondrion. The record is from RefSeq and is a predicted model, not a curated record.